AUCACAUCUUAGUCUUUUUAUAAAUAGUAACGACAAAAAAUAUUGUUGUUGAAUUUAAAUUAGUAUUUCAUCAUAAAAACACAAGUAAAUUGAGCAAAAACAAAUAGUAGAAACUAUACUCAAUGAUAACAGUGUCAGUGACAAAGGUUAUCGCCAAAUGCUGAGAAUGUUGUUUUGACCGCAAUGAAAAUUAAAUAGAAGGACGAUUUGCAUGAGCUAUGGCGGAAAAUGCGGCAAAUUUCACUCAAAUCCUGCAACUGAAGCCUUCAAUUUUUGAGAUCAUUGCACAGAAAUCCCUGCAUGACACUCUGCAUCCUGCCUUACAAAGAGUCGCAUUGUUUCUGGCAACAAAUUUUCCUUUAAAGUUUGGCUGGCUGAAUAAAUAUUAUGAAGAAACUUAUCUGGCACUAAAUUAUCUGUUACAAUACAACUACUUGCAAAAAUAUGAUGCAUCAUUUGCUGAAAACUUCUAUGGACUGAAAAGAGUAUUAACAAACAAUAAAGAAUUUACAGAUAGUAGCAGGAACAUAUCUUUGGUGUUCCUGGUGCUUUUGCCAUAUGUUAAAAGAAAAUUAGAAGAAAAAUUGAAUGUAUAUAAAAUUGAAAGUGCUGAGGGAUGCUUGAAAAAAGACUUUGAAGGAAGAUUGAAAAAACUACUUCUCUUUUCACAUUCCAUAUUUGAAAUGUCAUGGACCUUGUUAACACUUGCCAAUUAUUUGAAGUAUAUGUCCAACAGUUCUGAGUCACAAUUCCCUAUACUACAAAUAAUUAACAUGAAACUGGUCAGAGAUGAACAACAAGACAUUCCUGGCUUUUGGACUGCUCUAUUUAAAGGACAAUUAAGUGUUUCAGACAUCAGCAUGGGGUUGUUGAAGAAUUCCAUGACAAGUCUGCUGCAAAUUUCCGCCUUUUUCUUACAAUUCCUGCAAGUUUGGAACAGUGAAAAAUCCAAUUAUAAAAUUACAGAUCUUCCUGCAGUACCACCACCUCCACCUGACCCCAAAUCCAAAAUGAUGAAAGGAAAGUGUCCAUUGUGUUUAAAACAUUGGCUUAUACCAACCGUACUGCCAGUUUCCGGGUACAUUUUCUGUUUCAGGUGUAUAUUGAGAUAUUUAAGUGAGAAUCAGAAGUGUCCAGUCACUAAUUUACCUGCAAAGCCUUUAGAUAUUGUUAGAAUUUAUGCAAAUGAAUGAUGGUUGUGGUUUUGUUAUACAUUUUUUGUUAGAAA
This is a messenger RNA of Aethina tumida (small hive beetle), 1228 nucleotides long. RefSeq names its product peroxisome assembly protein 12 (gene Pex12). The coding region runs from base 219 to 1193 and encodes 324 amino acids. Gene Ontology annotation, cellular component: peroxisomal membrane; peroxisomal importomer complex. The transcript has 6 exons. Gene Ontology annotation, biological process: protein monoubiquitination; protein import into peroxisome matrix. NCBI's taxonomy places the organism in Eukaryota, Metazoa, Arthropoda, Insecta, Coleoptera, Nitidulidae. Gene Ontology annotation, molecular function: ubiquitin-protein transferase activity; protein binding; zinc ion binding. The record is from RefSeq and is a predicted model, not a curated record.